AUGAGACGGGCGAGGGAGCAAAACGGGCGAAGAAGGGCUUUUCAGUCGGUCCUGCUAACCUGCCAGACGGCACAUAUCGACGCAAAGAGUAUAGUCCAGAAGAUCAAGGCCGAUUUGAUCCACAAGGCCAAGUUGAAGAAGUCGUAUGAGAAGAUCAAGGCCCGCGAGCUCGCUUCGACUCCGGUCAAGUCUAUCUACGAGACACAAAACGACGAUGACGGUGGCAACGAAGACUCGAGGCCUGCAGAGGAGCCUGCAGAGGAACCUGCCAGUCUCGAGCUACAUCCAGACAGACAGGCCAUGGUAGCCUCCCACAACGACGAGCAGUCAGAAGAAAGGCCGAAACGGCCGUCAAGACGGAGAGACAGGACGCAGGAUGAACAUGACGGAGACAGUCGACCACACGGCAGGAGGCCACGCCGGGCCAAACCGUACCCCUUCACGAGGGAAGAGGAGGCCGCACAGAAACGGAUCGAGGAAGCGAAUGCUAGAGAGAAGCUGAGGCUGCAGAGGGAGAAAGAGAGAGCAGACAUGACGCGGGCAAAGAGGCCCGAUCAGUUCGGGAAGAGGAGACUGGGCCGCGAGAGCAAAGUGCUUCUGGACAAGGUCAAGAGGCUCGUAGGGACAGAGUGA
Messenger RNA from Arthroderma uncinatum, 633 nucleotides. RefSeq lists its product as uncharacterized. The record is from RefSeq and is a predicted model, not a curated record. The transcript is spliced from 2 exons. The coding region runs from base 1 to 633 and encodes 210 amino acids. NCBI's taxonomy places the organism in Eukaryota, Fungi, Ascomycota, Eurotiomycetes, Onygenales, Arthrodermataceae.